UAGAGGAGUAGUAACUGCUUUUCACUUGUAGUUAAGAAUUAAAUGUGAAUUGAACUAAAGCAGUAGUUUCGAUUACGAGCAUCAAUCAAAAUGGUAUGACAAUUUCCAGGAAUGCAGCUUUAACCGCCAAUCUCCAAUUGAACUAAAUUCCAAUGAGGCCGUGAUAUUCCGUUUGCAUCGAUCGUCUGCAAAUUACUGAAUACCUACCACUUCUCGAAGGGUCGCGCUCCCACAACUAGAUAAUUCUCCAUCUGUUCUUCCCAACGAAGUGCUACCAUUUCGUAUGACAUGCCACAGUUGGGAUUCAUACACUAUGACGUGCCGUAUAUGAAAGCCGUUAGAACCGAGAAUAACGGUCAUACAGCGAAUAUACAAUUGCCAACAACACGAUCGGAUGCCGCUUACAUCUCUGGUGGUCCACUGCCCAAUGGCACAACUUACAUAAUGGAAAGUUUGCAUUUCCAUUGGGGCUCCAAGAAUACUCACGGCUCCGAGCAUGUGCUCAACAGCGAACGCUACUCCAUGGAGAUGCAUCUGCUGCAUCGAAACACAAAGUACGAGACGGUGGAAGUGGCGCGCAACUACGAGGAUGGUUUGGCUGUGUUGGCGGUGCUGUACGAAGUGAAGGCGAAUGCUACUACCGACUUUGAAGGCUUGAACGAGGUCAUUAAUGUUUUGGAGUCCAUUUCCGAAUUUAAUCGCUCCACCGAAAUCGAUGAUUUCCUGCUUUCUGUUUUACUCGGGGAUUUGGAUACUUCUGAAUUCUACACCUAUGCAGGCUCCUUGACCACACCACCAUGUUCGCAGGCCGUUACUUGGUUAGUGUUCGCACAACCAAUCACCAUAACGUCCAGCCAAAUGACGCGUUUCCACAAAUUGCAGGAUGAUCACGGCAUUGCCAUGGAAAAUAAUUACCGCGCUCUUCAAGCGAAGGGCAAUCGGAAGGUUUAUCUGCGCAAGACGCGUAGAGUGCUGGAGUCAACGGUGCAAUCGCCACUCUACUGGGAGUUGUUGAAGAAACUGAAGCCGCAGGAAGACGAAGCAGCGGAUUCGAGGAAAUAAGGGAUAAAGGCGGAAGAGAGAGACAACAGAGACAUUUUGAGGAAUAAUUUAAUAAACUAAGAAGCCUGUAAGACUGAUUAUGAAACGUGACAAAACCGCAAUAGCUAAUAAAGAAUAUAUCAAAUCUUA
Molecule: messenger RNA, 1191 nt
Organism: Ceratitis capitata (Mediterranean fruit fly)
Lineage: Eukaryota; Metazoa; Arthropoda; Insecta; Diptera; Tephritidae
Product: carbonic anhydrase 2-like
Exons: 5
Coding region: 289-1062 (257 amino acids)
Cellular component (GO): cytoplasm
Molecular function (GO): carbonate dehydratase activity; zinc ion binding
Source: RefSeq, a predicted model, not a curated record